AUGGAAGAAGGUCGCGCACGAGGGCAUCAGCGCGGAUGGAGCGACGAAAGCUAUGAGAAAGAUGAGCUUCUGCCCCAGCCAAAGAAUGGAUGGAGCAAAAAGAAGAAGUUAUGGAUAAUUGGAGGAAUCAGCCUUGUCUUAUUGAUCGUCAUCAUUGCCGUCGCUGUGGCGGUAAGCCAGAAGAAGGGAGGAGGCGGAGGCGGAGGCAACGACACGUCAUCAUCAUCGUCGCUGAGCGGCCAAGACCGAAAUUCUAUACCGGAGAAAUGGCGCAACACAUAUCUCGAUCCGUGGACUUGGGCCACCACUACCGAUUUCAAUGUCACUUUUACAGACGAAAUGGUGGGCGAUCUACCCGUCAUGGGCUUGUACUCUAAAUGGGAUGACUCUGCAAAGGCCAACGACAAGGUCCCGGCCCUGAACAAGCCUUGGGGAAAAUACACGGAUUUGCCGGCACGUGGCGUCAACUUGGGAGGCUGGCUGUCACUGGAGCCGUGGAUCACGCCCUCUUUAUUCGACUACCCGCUCAGUAUGGGCAUCAUUGACGAAGCGACACUGGUGACCUACUUGGGCGAUAAGGCAGCGUCGACAUUGGAAAAACAUUAUUCGUCUUUUAUAACCGAAGACACAUUCAAAGCGAUUGCGGCCGCUGGACUGGACCAUGUGCGCAUACCCUUCUCGUACUGGGCCGUCACGACGUACGACGGAGAUCCAUACUUAUUCCGCACCUCCUGGAGAUAUCUGUUGCGUGGUAUCGAAUGGGCCCGAAAAUACGGCCUGCGCAUCAAUCUCGAUGUUCAUGGCCUUCCAGGCAGCCAGAAUGGGUGGAAUCACAGUGGACGCUGGGGCGCCAUUGGCUGGCUCAAUGGCACGGAUGGCGACAGAAAUGCCCAGCGAUCACUGGAUGUUCACGACCGGCUUUCCAAAUUCUUCAGCCAAGAUCGCUAUAAGAAUAUCAUUAGCCACUAUGGCCUGGCCAAUGAACCACGAAUGGUGUUGUUGGACGCCUCCAAGGUUAUUAGUUGGACAGAGAACGCUUACAAGAUGGUACGCAAGAACGGCAUCGAAGGCAUUGUCGUUUUUGGUGACGGCUUCAUGGGCCUCGAAAACUGGCAGGGCCGCAUGACGGGCUAUGACACCAUGGCGCUCGAUGUUCAUCAAUACGUCAUCUUUAACGAGAACCAAAUUGACUUUUCGCAUCAAAAGAAGAUUCAGUACGCCUGCGACGGGUGGACUAAGCAGACACAGCAGAGCAUGGACACCAGUACUGGAUAUGGACCCACGCUUUUUGCAGAGUGGUCGCAGGCAGACACUGACUGCGCAAAGCAUCUCACAAACGUUGGAUGGGGAAACCGAUGGGAGGGCACUCUGGACACUGGAGACGCCAAAACCUCUAUCCUAACGCCGAGAUGCCCGACCAAGAAUAAACAGUGCUCGUGCGCCCAGGCUAAUGCGGAGCCCAGCAAGUGGAGCUCUGAUUAUAAAAAGUUUCUCAAAAUGUUUGCGGAGGCGCAGAUGCACAGCUUUGAAAAGGGCUGGGGCUGGUGGUAUUGGACGUGGAAGACGGAGAGCGCGCCGCAGUGGUCUUACGAGGCCGGGCUUAAGGCCGGUAUCCUUCCGCAAAAGGCCUAUUCUCGGGACUUUAAUUGUGACUCGGACGUGCCAGACUUUGCAAAGGAUGGUUUACCAGAGUACUAUUAG
Molecule: messenger RNA, 1701 nt
Organism: Beauveria bassiana ARSEF 2860
Lineage: Eukaryota; Fungi; Ascomycota; Sordariomycetes; Hypocreales; Cordycipitaceae
Product: beta-glucosidase 6
Exons: 1
Coding region: 1-1701 (566 amino acids)
Biological process (GO): glucan catabolic process
Cellular component (GO): cell surface; extracellular region
Molecular function (GO): beta-glucosidase activity
Source: RefSeq, a predicted model, not a curated record